AUGGACGGAGUCUUCGCUUUCGUCCUGAGAUCCAUCACGGCGGCCGUCUGGGUGGCCGCCGUGGGCUCGGUGCUGUACUUUAUCAAGCUUCUGAGGAAACAUCGGGGGAAAAUGGCCGAGCUGAGGAAACAGGGACUGCCCAUUGUGCCUCACAGCUUCCUCUUCGGCAACCUCCUCGAGGCCAAAAAAAGUUUUGACAGCUUGCCGCCCGGUGUGCACGCGAACUACGUUCUCGCGCGGCUGGGCGAGCUCUUUGGUGAGAAUGGCGCAUUCUACCUCGACACCUGGCCGAUGGCCGACCCGAUGCUGGUGGUCCUGGAUCCGGAGAUGGCCCACCAGACCGUCUACCACCCGGUAACGGGCUUACAGAAACCUCCCAUGCUUGUCGGCUGGUUCCAUCCCAUCACGGGCGGGCCCAGCCAGUUCGACACAAACGGCCGGCUGUGGAAGGACCUCCACGCCCUCUUCAACCCCAGCUUCAGCAACCAGAACAUCACCGCCGCCGUGCCCAUCAUCCUCGGCAACAUCGCCACCUUUACCGAGCGGUUACGCGCCAGGGUCUCCGAGGCCGAGGGUGAGGCCAAUGGGCGAAAGAGCGGCAGCGAAAACGGCAUGUUCAGGCUGGAACCCCUGAUGCUGGACCUCAUCACCGAUGUCAUCGGCGAGGUCCUCCUCAACAUGCGCCUCGACACCCAGAAGCGCCAACACCCGCUCGCCGAGGCGAUGAAGGGCCAGCUCCGCCUGAAAUUCACCUCCCACAAGCCCGAGAACCUCCUGGCCCCCAUCGAUCCCUUCCUCCUCUUCCGCACCUGGAACGGAGGGCGCGUGCUCGACAACCACAUCAAGCGUCAGAUCAACGCGCGCUUCCGCACCCUGCUGCAGAACAGGGCGCACAACCGCGACAAAGCCGAGAGGUUCCAAUCGGUCCUCGACAGCGCCCUCGAGAGCUGGCUCGCGCAGCCGGGCAAUGCCGGGCGUACGGAGCUGGACGCCGAGUACCUCGCCGUCAUGACGCGCAACAUGCGCAUGUUCUUCUUCGCGGGGUACGACUCGUCCGCCGCCACAAUCGUCUACUGCCUGCACAACAUCUUCUCGCGGCCCUCCAUCCUCGCCAGAGUCCGCGCCGAGCACGACUCCGUCCUCGGCACCGACGCCUCCGCCGCACCGGCCAGAAUCACCGAGAACCCGGCCCUGCUCAACGCCCUCCCCUUGACAAACGCCUGCAUCAAGGAGUCCCUGCGCCUCUUCCCGCCUGCAGGCGGCAUUCGUCAGGGCUGCGCGGACUUGAUCCUAAAAGACGCCGCGGGCAACGCCUACCCGACGGACGGCAUCGCCGUCAACAUGCUGCACUGGGCCAUCGGGCGCAACCCGCGGUACUGGCCUCGCCCGGAUGAAUACCUCCCCGAGCGGUGGCUCGUGACGGACCCGGAGCAUGAGCUGUACCCGCCCAAGGGCGGCUGGCGCAUCUUCGAGUACGGGCCGCGACUGUGCGUCGGGCAGCAGCUCGUCAUGACGGAGGUGAGGGCGGUGCUGGCGUGUGUGCUGCGGGAGUUUGAUAUCCAGGACUGCUAUGGCGAGAUUGACGCGGGCAAGAAGAUUGAUUUGAGCGGAUUGGGGGGCCAGAGGGUUUUCAUGGUGGAGGCGGGGGCUGCGCAUCCUACUGAUGGGUAUCCUUGUAGGGUGUCUUUGAGCGGCUAUCAGAAGGAGAGGUCUUGA
Messenger RNA from Colletotrichum orchidophilum, 1716 nucleotides. Its product is annotated as cytochrome P450. Gene Ontology annotation, molecular function: monooxygenase activity; oxidoreductase activity, acting on paired donors, with incorporation or reduction of molecular oxygen; iron ion binding. The coding region runs from base 1 to 1716 and encodes 571 amino acids. The record is from RefSeq and is a predicted model, not a curated record. The transcript is spliced from 2 exons. Lineage: Eukaryota; Fungi; Ascomycota; Sordariomycetes; Glomerellales; Glomerellaceae.